Messenger RNA from Apus apus (common swift), 4952 nucleotides. It is a transcript of the gene RALYL, whose product is annotated as RALY RNA binding protein like. Gene Ontology annotation, cellular component: nucleus. The transcript has 9 exons. Gene Ontology annotation, molecular function: RNA binding. Bases 999 to 1886 code for a protein of 295 amino acids. The record is from RefSeq and is a predicted model, not a curated record. Lineage: Eukaryota; Metazoa; Chordata; Aves; Apodiformes; Apodidae.
UUUUUUUUUCUUCCUUUGUUUUUUUUCUGUUUUUUCUUUUUUUUCGGGUUUUCUUUUUUUUUCUUUUUUUUUUUUUUCUUCCUCUUUGAUUAUUGUUUAAAUGGAUUUGAUCUUUUGCUGAUGACAAGUUUUUUUCCUAGCAUGCGAUGGUUACUAAACUGUGAGCAAAAGGUGCUGCUGGGGCCGGGAGUCACUGGGAAUGAAAAAUGAUAAUAAUACAGACUUGCCAGUCCAGCAACAACUGAUAUACAUUUAGUAGCUAUAUAUCUAUAUAUGCAACUGGUUUUGUUGUGGCACGGAAAAGCAAUGUGAAAUAUGAUGCUUAUUUUUUAGAGAGAAGAGAAAAGGCAUGUUUCUAAGUCUUUUUGCAGAGGAUUUUCUCUGAUGUUGUUUUAUUUUUAUUUUUGGGUGUUUUUUUAAGGGUUGUUGUUUUUGUUAUUUUUUUCGUAAAGAGAUGGGAAUUGCAAAUGCAUUUUACAGCAGUGUUUACACAGAGUUUGUAAUCUUGCAAUACUGGUGGAAGCCACGGAGCAAGAUGUUAAUUUUAUUAUUUUUCUUAUUGUUUCUUCUUCCUUUUUUUUUUUUUUUGACACUCAGUGCAGCAGCAGGGUUGUUUUUUUUUUCUUCUUCUUUUUCAGUUUUUGAUGUCUGUUCGUAAUGUGAAACUUUUCUUGCAGUGUGUUGCAGUUAUCAUUUUUAAACACUUUUUUUCCUCCUUAACAAAGCAAAGCAGAAAGCCACAGAGGUGAUCCUUACUUUUGCACAUUUUGCACCUUGACUUUUUUAUUCUUUUGCCAGCAGUAUUUUAUGAUGGUUAUUAUUAUCAUGAUGGUGAUGAUGCUAGAUAUGUACAUAUAUACAAAUAAAUGCAUUCUCAAAUGAUGGCAGUGGAAGGUUUUCCUGGAGAAUGAAGUGCGGUUUGGUUUCCUUGUCAACGGAAGAUGAAGUGAACAACUGAACAUCUCCCCAGUGCAGGGUUAAAGCCAAGAGAUCCAACCAUGACUGGCAAAACACAGACCAGCAACGUCACCAAUAAGAAUGACCCAAAGUCCAUCAACUCCAGGGUCUUCAUUGGCAAUCUGAACACAGCCAUUGUCAAAAAAAGUGACAUUGAAGCGAUCUUUGCAAAGUAUGGGAAAAUAGUUGGCUGCUCAGUGCACAAAGGUUAUGCGUUUGUACAGUACAUGAGCGAGAGGCACGCGAGAGCUGCGGUGGCGGGGGAGAAUGCCAGGAUCAUCGCAGGACAGCCACUAGACAUCAACAUGGCAGGAGAACCAAAACCAUAUAGACCAAAACCUGGCAACAAGCGGCCACUUUCAGCACUUUAUAGACUUGAAUCAAAGGAGCCUUUCCUGUCUGUUGGCGGUUAUGUCUUUGAUUAUGAUUACUACAGAGAUGAUUUCUACAAUCGGUUGUUUGAUUACCACGGCCGUGUCCCCCCACCACCCCGUGCAGUGAUUCCACUGAAGCGUCCUCGUGUGGCUGUGACAACAACUCGCAGAGGCAAAGGGAUUUUCUCCAUGAAAGGAGCAUCACGAUCCACCUCAAGUGGGGCUUCUUCAUCAGGAUCCAAAUUGAAAUCAGAUGAGUUGCAAACAAUCAAGAAGGAAUUAACCCAAAUCAAAACAAAAAUUGACUCCUUGCUAGGGAGACUGGAAAAGAUCGAAAAACAGCAAAAAGCUGAAGCAGAAGCUCAAAAGAAACAAAUGGAAGAUAAUGCUGAUUUGAUUCAAGAGGAAUGCAUAUCAGAGAAUGCAGAUAACUCUACAGAAGAGCCAAUUGAAGGAGGGCCAGAUGCAGAUGGGGAUGGAGAAGAGAUGACUGAUGGGAUAGAGGAGGAUUUUGAUGAGGAUGGCAGCAAUGAGCUGUUUCUACAGAUCAAGUGAUGAGAUGUCAUGUGUGAACCCCCUGAAGGCUGAGAAGAGAAACUGACUUCCCCACAGAAAAUUGUGAACUGCGGUUUCUUACUGGCUAGCAACACCUUUGAUUCAAUUUGUAUGAAAACUCAAUUUACUUAUUAAAAUGGACGUUACUGUUCAAAUAUUAGAAAAUCCAUUUCUUAUAUGUUCUAAGCUGUACAAUUGUCAGAUUUUUAUGGUUUAGAUUGUAAAUGUGUUUUUCUCUGGCUAAUUAUUGGUAUUAUUUUUUUAAUUUUGAUGUCUUAAAGGCCAAUGUACUAUAUCAUAAUAAUAUGAAGAACAUAUUUAACAGGUGUGGGAAACACUGUAUACAAAUGUAUAUUUCUAAAAGCUAUUUUUAUGAUUAGCAUGUUUUCUGUUUUACCAUAUUUAGAGUCAGGUGAUACUGCACUUCUUUACAGCUUAAUUCAAACGAGAUCACAAUUAAAUACAUUGUAUGGUAUUUUCUGUAUUUUAUUUAUUAUAUUAGCUAUUGGAAAUAAUUAUGUUUACUUAUAGGGAUAGCUGCUAAAAAAUGAAAAAUGUCAAAAUAAGAAAAUCCUUGAUAAACUGUAAAUUGGAUCCUCCUGUAAAUCACUGUCUUCAGAUAAGCACUCUCUGUGAUGUCAUUCAGUUGCAGUUUUUCUUGCAAGUCUCUAAAGGCAGUUUGUUGUCACCAUAUGGAAAGUUUACAUGACAGUCAGUCCCCUUUCUAGCCAGGUAAAUUCUUACAGACUGCCAACACCUGGCAACCUUAGUUAGCCUACUUCUUACUUUUUGGUUUAUUUUCUGGCAGUUCAGAUUAUUUUCCACUCCUGAACCUCUAAAGCCCUCCUAAAAGCCUGCAGUUGGAGUAAUUAAUUAUUACAGAUGAUGUAGUAUAGAAUUUCUUAAUAAAUCAUAUUUCCCUUCAAACAGAAUGGAUGCAUUAUUUCUCUUGUGUUACUGAGAUAUUGAAGGUAUCAAAACAUAUAUGAUGUGGGCACAAAGUCUUCUUCUCUAAUGAAGGCAUGAAAUUGUUCACUAUCCCAAAGCUAGACCUCCUCAGAACUGCAGGUGACAUGAAACAAGGAGUAGAUAUUUAUUUACCACAUUCUUAUGUGAGAUAUACUCCUGUAAAAAGAGACAUAUCUUUAAAGCGAUUGCAGGGGGUGGGAAAUACUCAAUAGCUACUGCCUUCCAAGAGGGAGACAUGCAUUUAAUAGGUACCUUACACAGUCAAUUGGAGCUCAGCCCCAGCUGUGAGCCAGUCUGCAGCACAGAGCCCUGAUGUUCACUGAUAUCCAUGGCCAAGGGUUAUUUGCUAUCAUGCAGCACCACAGAAGUGAACCCUUGCCUUGCCCUUUCAAUCAUUCUUUAUAGACUAAAAGCAAGAGAAAAGAAAAACUACCAGAGAGACACUUUAUCUGAUCUCUAUAAAACACAGCAGUUUCAGAGAUGAUAGGUUCACCUCAAACAGGAGGGGUAUGAGAAGCUGGGAGCUCAAGGUUUCCAGUUAAGUUUCCAGCAUGGAGACUGUCAUCCAAGAAGGACUGAUACUCUUCAAACACUUGGAAGAAGAGCAUACAUGUGAAUUUUAUUAUCUAUUAAUGAGUGGGAAUUUACUUCACUAGGAAACUAAAUAACAUAGCACUCUCCAUUAUGUUUGUGUAUCUUAUAUUUAGCUUAUCCAUUGUCUGUGGAGUUACAUGGUUUACCUUAGUGCUGAGUAGUACCUAGCUACUUAAUUAAGGAAAGAAUAAAAUAUGUAGUUACAUCUGGGCACAAAGAAUUGCAGCUUCAUAAUCUACCAAGGCUCUCCCAGAAAAGUACAGCAAAAAAUAUUACUUCUGCAUAAGUGAAUUGUUAGGUCAAAACGAAGGGUGAAACAUUUCUCCACUUUCUAUCUACUAGUAUAGUUUAUGGUCAUUUUUUAACUGUAAAAAUGCAAAAAGAAUUGCCAUUUGGGGAUCUUAAUUUUUGGCUGACAGUGAAAAAAAAAACAACUCCAUACCUUAGCCGUUCAACAGGCAUUUUGCCCACUUAUACAAAAUGUUGGCUGGCUUAAAAGAUGCGAAAUGUCAUCCAAGGAGAUCAGUUCUUAUGUUGGUGUUAAUAAACCACACAUGAGAAACAGCUAGGUGUAUCAUCUCUUCACUACCUCCAUCCCAAAUGAGCUAAUAAUCACAGAAAGCACGGUAUUAUAUUUUUAUAAAUUAUUUCAAAUCAUUACUCUUAGAUUAUUCAGAGAAAUGAAUGCAUCGUCAUAAUGUUUCACACCACAGUUUAAGUCCUGAAUAUAUUUUGAACACAAAUAGACAUCUCUGAUAACACCACGGUGCUCUAUUUCAUUUCCAAGCCAGAAGCUUGUUGUGCCUUGCAGUCAAUUCCUAGUGAGGUUUCUUAAUGGCAUGUUUGCUUCAAAUCACAACAGAGGAUGCUGGCAGCUGCAGCAGAGCCUGAUAGUUCUCUACUUUUCAUGUAUGUGGUACGCUCAGUGUUGUUUACCACCACUACCUGUACUUGUUUUACAUGGGCUUUGUCAGUUGUGGAGGUUUUUAACAUUGCUUAUCCCUUGCAAUAUGGAAGAAUAGGAAACAUAAAGAAACUUGUCAAUCAGUUUGGAUAGUCAACAGUCAGAUAAAAUCCUUUAUGAACAGUCCUGAAUUAAACCAAGUGAUUUUCUACACAGUCUUAUAUGCUCUGUGUAUUUCAGAUACUUGUUUCACACCUGUGCAGAUGCAUGAAUGGAAAAUAUUUACUAAAAGCUUUAAAGUUUGGAUCAAGAAAAAAAUAUUUUUACUUUUGUAAACUCUUGUAUUACAUAUUGUUGUGAUUCUUAUUAGUUUUGUCUGUAGAUCCAUUUUCAGUUCUGAAAAAAAAAACAACAUUGUACUUAAACUAUGUAGAUAGCUACAAUCUUGUAAGCAGUCAUAUUUUUAAUAGGUGCCACUGCAAGUUAGAAUUAAAACAUUCAGGAUUUGCCCAUGUAAAGCAGAUUGAUGGUUCAUUGCAAUUUUCUUUAAAAUGUUGUAACAUAAUUUUUACAUGUCUGUAAAUAAAUAUUUUCUCUGA